CAUGAUACUUGACAUGACUUUGUUUUGUCUCUCUCUUACUAUCUUAACAAUUUAGAUGUCAAUUAAGGUAUUUAUUAUUUAACUAAAUUAACCAAUAAUUAAGGUAUUUAACAUUGAGCUUCUUUUUUUUUAAUAUUUGGAGCAGAGUCCAAGAAUCAAGAAACGAAAGUAUGGUUUGGUUUUAAUCAAAAUGUCCCCCUCUCUUCUCAGAAACACUGCGCUUCUUCCCUCAAUCCCACUUCCAAUUCAAACCAUUUCCUCCGCCAAAAUGCGAAGAACUCGAAGUUCCCUUAACCAAGAAACCCCUUCUCAGAAAAACCCAGGUUCUGAUGGCUCAGGUGGAAGCUCCGUUCCUGAACUUCGUGUUUUCAUCCGGAAAAAGAGAGUUAAAAAUACUGUGGAAGUCAUAGCCAAAGAGGUCAAGGAAGAAUCUUCUGGCAAGAAAUUUGUUAGACUGCCUGAUAUAGAGGAAUUUUCCUAUUCGAAGGGCGUUACACAUUCCCAGUCAACACCUUCCAAAACUGUGCAUUUGUCAGGAGAACAAGCCCUAUCCCAGUUGACGCAAACAGAAAUCAAAGGCUUCAGUCUAUCUGAUCCACUACAACCACCUUCAAACUGGGAAAAAGUCCUUGAAGGAAUCCGCAAGAUGAGAUCCGCAGAAGAUGCACCUGUAGACUCUAUGGGUUGUGAGAAAGCUGGGAGUUCACUUCCUGCCAAGGAAAGAAGAUUUGCAGUCCUUGUAUCAUCACUCUUGUCAAGCCAGACCAAAGAUCAAGUUAAUCAUGGAGCUAUCCAGCGUCUUCUUCAAAAUGGCUUGCUUUCUGCAGAUGCCAUUGACUCAGCAAAUGAAGAAACAAUCAAGAGUUUGAUAUAUCCAGUGGGGUUUUACACGCGAAAGGCUAGCAACCUGAAAAAAGUAGCAAAAAUUUGUCUAUCAAAAUACAAAGGGGACAUCCCUAGUUCUCUGGAAGAAUUGCUUCUGCUCCCAGGAAUUGGUCCCAAGAUGGCUCAUCUAGUUAUGAAUGUUGCAUGGGACAACGUUCAAGGGAUAUGUGUAGAUACUCAUGUGCAUCGUAUUUCUAAUCGGCUUGGAUGGGUAUCACGUCCUGGAACAAAGCAGCAGACUUAUGGUGUGGAGUUUGAGCCAAGGGUCUAUCGGAAACAACCUCUCUAUCCUACAAAGAAAACAAGAACCCCCGAGGAGACUAGGGAGUCCUUGCAACUUUGGCUUCCGAAGGAAGAAUGGGUGCCAAUCAAUCCUCUCUUGGUUGGGUUUGGUCAGACCAUUUGUACUCCUUUGAGACCACGUUGUGCAAUCUGUACAGUAAGUGAUCUCUGCCCAUCCGCAUUCAAAGAAGCGGCAAGUCCAUCUUCCACACCCAAAAAGUGACAUUUGAUGGCCUUUCAACAAGUUUUGCAGUGAGGGCACAGUUUUCUCAGUCAUUUCUCCCAUAACAUUGUCAUUUUUGACUUUGAGCGAUAAGCGAAUUUUGUGCUCUUAGCUCAUAUUUUGUAUCAGCCAUAUAUACGGCCAUGCUGCUUCUUUCUUUUUGAUGGUCUGGAAAGAAAAAUCCAUCGGUUUUGUUUGGUGGGAGGAUGUGGAGAAGAUGAAAAACUGGCAAAGUACAUAUUGUAAAAUUAGAUACAUUUUGUACAGUUCUCUUCACUAUCCUACAAUCCAUGGAGGGAGUAAGAUCAUGUUUUGGUUUCAUAUCAAGGGAAAGUUAUAUCAUGCUAUCUA
Messenger RNA from Solanum dulcamara, 1741 nucleotides. Its product is annotated as endonuclease III homolog 1, chloroplastic-like. Gene Ontology annotation, biological process: base-excision repair; nucleotide-excision repair; base-excision repair, AP site formation. Gene Ontology annotation, molecular function: 4 iron, 4 sulfur cluster binding; DNA-(apurinic or apyrimidinic site) endonuclease activity; DNA binding. Gene Ontology annotation, cellular component: chloroplast nucleoid; nucleus. Lineage: Eukaryota; Viridiplantae; Streptophyta; Magnoliopsida; Solanales; Solanaceae. The transcript has 12 exons. The record is from RefSeq and is a predicted model, not a curated record. The coding region runs from base 191 to 1390 and encodes 399 amino acids.